This is a messenger RNA of Priapulus caudatus, 5570 nucleotides long. RefSeq names its product N-acetylated-alpha-linked acidic dipeptidase 2-like. Gene Ontology annotation, molecular function: carboxypeptidase activity. NCBI's taxonomy places the organism in Eukaryota, Metazoa, Priapulida, Priapulimorpha, Priapulimorphida, Priapulidae. Bases 333 to 3371 code for a protein of 1012 amino acids. The transcript has 23 exons. The record is from RefSeq and is a predicted model, not a curated record.
ACAGCUAGCCGUCACGCAAUGCGGCGAAGGGGGAAGGCGUAGACAUUGUCGUAGGAAUACUACGGUCGUUGUGUAAUAUACGUCGUUACUGCGUACUCUGUAGUUCUCGUGCGAGGAGUGAAGCUGGAUUUACUGCAGGUGACGUCGGCAAGGUGUGCAAUUUCACGGCUGGAGUAGGAAGAGAGAGAUAAUAGGAGAGUAGGAAGUUGCUAGACGAGCGCUUAAUUCACGGGUACAGCCUACAGCCACAGGUUAGCCGCACCAACUCACCACAGCACAGGCAUUCGGAACAGAACAGCGUCACACACCAUCAUACUAAUACUGCAGCCGCCAUGGGAUCGAAGACUACCGGUGCGCUGUGCCUGCUCGCUCUAGCGGCUGUGCUUAUUUGGUAUCGGCAUCCUCAUCGUUACUUCAUCACGAAACCUGACAAUGCGGCACCGGCCUACCUGGCCGCCAUCGCCGAGCCCGAUAGCGAGUGGUCGGAUAAAUUGAUGAAGGAGGUGAACGGGGAAAACAUACGAGAGAAUCUCAGAUUUCUAACUGCGAAACCGCAUUUAGCAGGUACCGAUCAAAGCUACCAGUUGGCUAAACACCUCCAGCGAAAGUGGCUCGCACAAGGUUUAGACUGGGCGAAAUUGACACCCUACAAGGUUUUGCUCUCUUACCCCGACACGACGGACCCGGCUCGCGCAAACAAAGUGACCAUAGUUAACAGGAACACGAAGCAAGUAGAGUAUACGACCCAGAUCGAGGAGAAACCGCUCGUAUCGAGCCAAGACUUCGAGCACGUCGUACCACCUUUCAACGCAUACUCUGCGUCUGGUAAUCCUUCCGGCGAGCUCGUGUAUGCUAACUACGCCACAGUGGAAGAUUUCGAUUACCUCACGAAGACGCGUCGGCUGAACCUGGUCGGUGACAUCAUCAUCGCUCGCUACGGCAAGAUCUAUCGCGGAGACAAGGUGCUGAACGCUGAGAAGGUGGGCGCCGCUGGUAUCAUACUGUUCACGGAUCCCGCCGACGUGGCGCUGGACGGCUGGAACAGCGUCUAUCCGGACACGUGGUGGAUGCCACCGAACGGUGUUCAACGGGGAACCGUGCGGAAGUCGUCGGGCGAUCCACUCACACCCGGAUACCCGGCCACCGAUGAUUCGUACAGGAUUCCGCAGGAGGAGGCAAUCAUGCCGACUAUUCCUGUGCACCCGAUAGGGUACAGGGACGCGUAUGAGCUGCUUAGUCGCAUCUCUGAUGACAGGCGUACGGCAGCGCCACCUGCUGAAUGGAAGGGCGGAUUGAAUAUCUCGUAUAACAUACGUGAUACGACAGCCAACUGGAAAGUAGAGAUGUUAAUCACUACAUCGAACAUACAGAAGGUUAUUUACAACACGAUCGGCAUGAUCAGAGGAAGCGUGGAACCGGAUCGCUACGUGCUCGUCGGUAACCACCGGGAUGCAUGGGUGUUUGGAGCGAUUGACCCAUCCAGCGGCACAGCGGUGCUUCUAGAGCUGAGCAGAGUGCUGGGUGAGAUGGUGAAACAAGGCUGGAGACCACGGCGGUCCAUCGUCUUCUGUAGCUGGGAUGGAGAAGAGUACGGUCUCAUAGGAUCAACAGAGUGGGUCGAGGAACACCGUAAGACAUUGUACGAUCGGGCUGUAGCUUACAUCAAUGUUGACAUCGCCGUGAAAGGUAACUACUCUAUAGCUGUCAGUGCAUUCCCCUCGGUGAAGCAAAUAAUGUACGAAGCAAGUAAAAAGGUACCGCAGCCCAAGGAGACUGCCAUAUGCAAGGAAUGCAAGUCAGUCUACGACCAGUGGGUUAGAGCUUCACCGAUGGAGGAGAAUGUCAAUCCUGAUCAAACGCAGCCAAAAAUAGGAGUUCUGGGAUCCGGCAGUGAUUACGAUGCAUUUGCGUAUCACGUGGGAGUCCCGUCUGUUGAUCUAGUCUAUUCGUUUAAUAAGAAAACCAACAACAUAUCGGGAUACCCAUUGUACCACUCUGCGUACGAGUCUUUCCAUGUCAUGAAUACGAUAAUAGAUUCAAGCUUUAAGCACCACGAAGCUAUAUGCCGGCUUGUAGUGGAAGUCCUGCGGAAUCUGGCCGAGGCUGUGGUGUUGCCGCUGAGUGUUGUUGAUCACGCUAAUCACCUACGGGCAGCAUUGAAAGACUUCAAGGAGGAAAAAGGACCGAAACUUGUUGAGAAUGGCGUUUAUCUAGAUAAACUAGAAGCGGCUGUUGAGAAUUUUACUCGGUCAGCUAAUUCGUUCAAGGACCACGUCAAUCACAUUGAUAAAAAGGAUGCUAUGAUGGUGCGUAGAGUGAACGAUCAGCUCAUGAAAUUCGAGCGAGCUUUCACCGAUUCAGCUGGACUUCCUGGCCGAAGUCUAACCAAGUGGCGUUGCGAACACCGUAAGACAUUGUACGAUCGGGCUGUAGCUUACAUCAAUGUUGACAUCGCCGUGAAAGGUAACUACUCUAUAGCUGUCAGUGCAUUCCCCUCGGUGAAGCAAAUAAUGUACGAAGCAAGUAAAAAGGUACCGCAGCCCAGGGAGACUGCCAUAUGCAAGGAAUGCAAGUCAGUCUACGACCAGUGGGUUAGAGCUUCACCGAUGGAGGAGAAUGUCAAUCCUGAUCAAACGCAGCCAAAAAUAGGAGUUCUGGGAUCCGGCAGUGAUUACGAUGCAUUUGCGUAUCACGUGGGAGUCCCGUCUGUUGAUCUAGUCUAUUCGUUUAAUAAGAAAACCAACAACAUAUCGGGAUACCCAUUGUACCACUCUGCGUACGAGUCUUUCCAUGUCAUGAAUACGAUAAUAGAUUCAAGCUUUAAGCACCACGAAGCUAUAUGCCGGCUUGUAGUGGAAGUCCUGCGGAAUCUGGCCGAGGCUGUGGUGUUGCCGCUGAGUGUUGUUGAUCACGCUAAUCACCUACGGGCAGCAUUGAAAGACUUCAAGGAGGAAAAAGGACCGAAACUUGCUGAGAAUGGCGUUUAUCUAGAUAAACUGGAAGCGGCUGUUGAGAAUUUUACUCGGUCAGCUAAUUCGUUCAAGGACCACGUCAAUCACGUUGAUAAAAAGGAUGCUAUGAUGGUGCGUAGAGUGAACGAUCAGCUCAUGAAAUUCGAGCGAGCUUUCACCGAUUCAGCUGGACUUCCUGGCCGAAGUCUAACCAAACAUCUCGUGUUUGCCCCGAGCAAGGAAAAUCUCUACAGCGGUGCCAACUUUCCGGGGCUCGUCGAUCUCCUCUCUGGCCUAGACGAGCUGGACAUUGUUGAGAAGAGAGAACGAUUGGAAGCCAUACGAAGUCACCUGUCAGUACUGAUACACACCGUGCGAUCGGCCAGUGCCAUCAUCCGCGAGCACGGGGACAUACUCUAAUGUCUUGUCUUUGUGCGCAGCCGUCAUGGCCACGCGGGUAGAAGUCCAAAGAAUCACUGGAGCCGAAGAUCCCGUUAUUUUCCAAGUGCUCCCACACCAUCAGAGAUAUAUAUGCCCAGUGUUGAACAACUAAACAUAUGUGAAGAAAUUUUCAAACGACAAGAGUCUAUAAACUAAAAACCGCAGCACUAUAUAAAUAAUAAGCGAACUAUAAUUUUUAGAUUGUCUUUUUAUUUUCAGAGUGUUCCACGUAAUAGGGAACAAAUUACCACAUUACUUAGCCGUCUAUUGUAGCGUUCAGGGGUCUGUUGUCAGAAAUAUCGUAAAGUUAAGAGUAAUGUUAAGACUAAUGGUGUUUCUGACAACGGGCCCCAGGUUGGUAUAUUAACAAUGUGAGCUUUUUUAAAAGAUAUAGAUACACUAUAUACAUUUUUAGAUUAUAUACAGACGGCAUAAUCAAAAUACUACUGUGUAAUAUUUAGUACGUAAUAUAAUACUUAAGGAAUAAUCAUUACUACCGCUGAUUAUACACAAAUUAGAAUUGGUAUUUUUUAUAUUGAUGUUGACCUAUUGUUUUAUUAACGCGUGGAGGGACGUUUGAUAUGUAAAUCGCAAUCGAUGUAUUGUGUGUAUAAUCCACCGUGUAGAAUAAAAAAUUCUAGCGCAAAUAUAGCUACUAUGUAGAGCAGUAGAACCAAGAAUUACGAAUGCGAUUUGUGUAGCAUAUUAUUGCACCAGAAGAGAUUUCCCGGCUCAUUUUAGCGAUUUUAUACGUAAUCGUACAUGCUGGGCUUCUAUUGGUUUUAUCUGUUAUCACUUUACAUUCGGCAUAUGGCAAAUUUAAAAGUAUAACCCGAACAAUCGAUCACUCCUUAAAUCUAUUAAGGUUGCUUGAUAAUGUUAUAAGUGAAUUUGGCUUGUCAGUUGUUUGGAAUGCAACGUAGAUGUCUGUGACUUCAUCGUAGAGCUUCGGUAACCUAAUUUCCCGAUAGAUGGCGCGGUGCAGCCGUUGUCGUUUGCUAUACCAGAGCACGUCGACGUGCAAGAUAUACGUAUACGUAUAACGGUAUACGCAUAGAUCAGAUAUACGUGCUCUGGCUAUACGUUGUUUGAUGCGCACAACGCACUAUCCCGUUGGUUAUGGUUGUCCAUUGUACUCAGAAAUAAUUAUCUUUACCGCGGUAAAAUUAUACUUAUUUAUAGCGAAUCAGAAGCCUUGUUGCAUAUAAUUUAACCGCGGUUAAAUUAGGUUUACCGCGAUAAAAUCAUCACUUUUUACCCAACCAUGAGCCGUGUUACAUAUCAUCAAGGGUUAAUAAUGACAAUUUGUCAUUGUAAUUGUCAAAUUGUCAUGAUGCCAAUUUUUGUCAUUAUUAACCCCUGAUAUCAUGCACCCGUAAUAGUGCUCAGUAGAAUAUUUACCGUGAUAAAAAGUAAUCCUUCACUUAAAAAACCAUACUCAAUCAUAGGCUUCGUUACAUAUACAUUAACCGCAGAUUUAACCUUGGUUAAACUAUCACAUUUUAUCUAAUCAUAAGACGUGUUACAUAUCAUUUACCCGCAGAUUCUAGCACAUCUCGAUUAUUUUCAACUUCUCUGUGAUCCCCUGCAUAUCCUAUUUUAUGUUAGUAAGUUUUUAUCCAAUUAUAUAACACGCUGUAUAUAUAGACCCUAUACAGAGCUGUUGAUACCAUAUAGUGAUGUAAUACGGCCUUUUGUUGGGUAGAAAGUGAUAAUUUAACCGCUGUAUAAUUUUAUCCGCUGUUAAAUUAUGUGUAACAAGGCUUCUACUUGGGUAUGAAGGGCUAUAAUUUUACCGCAGUUUAAUAAUUUCUACCUCGAUGAAAAAUGAUUAUUUCUGAGUACGAUAGCCAACCAUAAUAGGUAUGUUAUCGCUCCGGCCGCCCUCGUUCGUAUCGCACAUAUUAUAUUUAUAUGUAGUGCUUGAAUUCGAGUGUCAUCGACAAUUCGUGUCAGAUCAUGCCUGCUUACAGCAUCUGCCGCCGUUCCCACAGAAACACGAGGUAUGCGGGCAAUAUAAGAACCUUAGGGUGGGGUGAUGCCGUCAAGGAAUGGGCCAGAGUGAAGCAUUGCUGCGAGGGGAAAUAAUCGCAAGGGAUCAGCAUUAGUAUGGAGAUAGGGAUGCUGCUGAUAAUGAUAUCAGGAGAAGGUAAAAUGUUUUUUAUUCACUCCUAAGAA